AACCGGGGCGUCUUCAUUCAUUCUCAGAAGUGACAGUUGGACGUUGAGCUGCCGCGAAGCUGCCUCUAGGAUUGAUCAAAUAACUUUAAUAAUCAGGUUGGACGAUGCUACGUGUCAGGUGUCUCAGAGGAGGUAGCAGGGGCGCUGAGGCAGCCCACCUGAUCGGAGCUAUGCUUGGACGAGCUGUGACUGGUUGGAUGCAGGGUGCGUUCCAGAGCACCUCAAGUUCAGCUGCACAGCCACACAUGGUGGUGGAAGACGAGGUUGUUACUGAGGCUGUGCAGCAUGAGUGUCCUGUCUGUGCCUACAAUGAAUGGGACCCACUUGAGGAGGUCAUCGUAGGUCGUGCUGAAAACGCCCGUGUGCCCCCCUUCACCGUUGAGGUUAAGGCUAACACAUACGAGAAGCAUUGGCCCUUCUACCAGAAGUAUGGGGGCCAAACCUUUCCUGAGGACCACUUGAAGAAAGCUGUUGCUGAAAUUGAGGAAAUGUGCAAUAUUCUUCGUCUUGAAGGAGUUACAGUUCAGAGGCCAGAACCCCUUGACUGGUCAUUCGAAUAUAAAACUCCAGACUUUACAUCAACAGGCAUGUAUGCUGCCAUGCCCAGGGACAUCCUCAUGGUUGUAGGCAAUGAGAUUAUUGAAGCUCCCAUGGCAUGGAGAGCACGCUUCUUCGAGUACCGGGCCUACAGGCCUCUGAUCAAGGAGUAUUUCAAAAAGGGAGCUAAGUGGACCACUGCUCCCAAACCCACCAUGGCUGACGACCUCUAUGAUCAGGACUACCCUAUCCGAACGGUGGAGGACAGACACAAGCUGGCCGCCCAGGGGAAGUUUGUGACCACUGAGCAUGAGCCUUGUUUCGAUGCUGCUGAUUUCAUCCGAGCUGGCCGGGAUCUGUUCGUCCAGAGGAGCCAGGUUACAAACUACAUGGGAAUCGAGUGGAUGCGUCGCCAUCUUGCCCCAGACUACAAUGUCCACAUCAUCUCGUUCAAGGACCCCAACCCCAUGCACAUCGAUGCCACCUUCAACAUCAUUGGGCCAGGGCUGGUUCUGUCCAACCCAGACCGACCCUGUCGCCAGGUCGAUAUGUUCAAGAAGGCUGGCUGGACCGUUGUGAAACCACCAACCCCUCUGAUUCCUGAUGAUCAUCCUCUUUGGAUGUCCUCCAAGUGGCUUUCUAUGAAUGUCUUAAUGCUGGGGGAGAAACGGGUCAUGGUGGAUGCCAAUGAACACACCAUUCAAAAAAUGUUUGAGAACCUUGGCAUAAAAACCAUCAAAGUGAACAUUCGUCAUGCCAACUCCCUGGGCGGUGGUUUCCACUGCUGGACAACCGACGUGCGUCGCCGUGGUACCCUGCAGUCCUAUUUUCACUAGCCUUGCCAGAAACAGGCAGUUUUUAUUGAGCUUGUAAGGUUGAAUCUAACCGACAAUACUCUAUACAGUUGGGUUCUCCCAUAAUUAUCUUUGUAUGUUGAUUUAACAAUGCUGUGCGUGACAGUGCCUUGGCAAAAAGCUUUGUUGAAAUAUUUUAAUGAAAAUUAACAACAGAAAAUAUUUAUCAGUCGUCUCAAUAAUUACUGCAUUUCUGGCUUGGCUAUUGUGAAUGAGUGAGCCAUCCAUAAUGGCUGGUGUAACACCUAAUGGUCAUUGUGUAAAUGGCAGGGUGCAUGUCUGGUAUGGAGAUGUCAUCGGGCUGGAAUUAAGAAAGAGGAGAUGUUUGUGAUACAAGCACGCUACCUCCCCCUGAAACCUCAGACAAUUACAUUUUAUUCUCUGUAUUUUCAAUUGAUGUUGCCAUGAUAUUUAAAGUUUUUUUUUCUAAAAUAUGUGUCAAAGUUGUUAUAGUUGGUCAUUGAACAUUUAUUCAUUUAUUUUUUUCUCAGGUAUUCUAUUUUGUAUAGAAGAUAAUUAAACAAAACAAUUUUUUAUUUAUAUAUUUUCUUACACUAUUAUUACUAUUGGGCUGAUAUACUUUUCAUGUUUCCCAUUAAUACGCAUUUUAUAUCCUAUAAUACAGUAUGAGGUCCAUAUCAGAUAUUGUAUACCUUUUGCCUCUGCUAUGUUCUACAAUAGCAAUUCUGAGCCAGUUGUAUGCUAAUCCUUAGUGAACCGCUUUGCUGCUUCUGUGUUUGCAUGGUGAAAAACGUUUCAUGGGUUUCACAAUGUUUCUUCUACCAUCCUAUUUUAAAUAAAGAAAUCGAUUGAUCCGCAGCAUAAAACA
Molecule: messenger RNA, 2220 nt
Organism: Hypomesus transpacificus
Lineage: Eukaryota; Metazoa; Chordata; Actinopteri; Osmeriformes; Osmeridae
Gene: gatm
Product: glycine amidinotransferase (L-arginine:glycine amidinotransferase)
Exons: 9
Coding region: 105-1373 (422 amino acids)
Cellular component (GO): mitochondrion
Molecular function (GO): amidinotransferase activity
Source: RefSeq, a predicted model, not a curated record